AUGGCAAUGAUUCCAGUUAUAGACUUCUCAAAACUAGACUUGAUAAAGCCGGGCAGCCUCGAAUGGGAUUGGGUGAAAUCUCAAGUCAUGGGAGCACUGGAAGCGUACAAUUGUUUCGAGGCGUCGGUCGGUCGAGCCGUCGAGCAUCGAGAGCCGGUGUUUAGGGCCAUGGAAGAUUUCUUUCACUUGCCUUUUGAAACAAAAAGGCUUUGUGAGUCGAAGAAGCCCUUUCGUGGCUAUUUUGGCCCUCCACCACUAGGGUUGCAUGAAAGCUUAUCGAUUGAUGAUGCAGAUGUUGCUGAAAACCUUGAGCCCUCACCACCACUUUGUGGCCUCAAGGAAACAUAA
Molecule: messenger RNA, 348 nt
Organism: Hibiscus syriacus
Lineage: Eukaryota; Viridiplantae; Streptophyta; Magnoliopsida; Malvales; Malvaceae
Product: probable 2-oxoglutarate-dependent dioxygenase AOP1.2
Exons: 1
Coding region: 1-348 (115 amino acids)
Source: RefSeq, a predicted model, not a curated record